This is a messenger RNA of Cherax quadricarinatus, 886 nucleotides long. NCBI's taxonomy places the organism in Eukaryota, Metazoa, Arthropoda, Malacostraca, Decapoda, Parastacidae. The record is from RefSeq and is a predicted model, not a curated record.
AUGCUGCAGAAGGCACGGGCGGGCGGGCGCGAGGGCGUGGCAGGCGGGCGUGUGGGUCGGCGGGUCGGCGCGAGGCCCUUGUUAAAAGUCAUAAAAAAAAAGACAAUAAAGAACCAGUUGGUGGAAUUGUUAGUUCGUCGUGUUGCAUCCAUGGCAGCCAUACAUAUCCUAGUGUACCUUGUGGUGGUAAUGCUAGUAGUAGGACAGUCUACCGCCACCCUCCAAGACAACAUGGUCAUUCUGGACCAUCCCAAGAUGCCAACUCUAGGUGAGGCGGCGGAGAGAGUUGACUGGCUGGAGGCGGCUAGUGAAGGUACGAGCCAGGUGGCCAAGUCCAGAGGCAGACGCUAUUUGUACUUCCCCACAGGCAGCUAUGUAACCUUUGAUUUUAACAUGACGAUGCCAAUGUUGGGGAUUGGUGACUACGGUAGCUGGCAGACAGUAGCUGCUGUCACCUUCUAUCUGCCGAACAGCACCUUCAACUGGGGCAGAUCACACCAGCAAGGAGCCUCGGACCGUACAAGCCUCUACAGGCGUUUUGAGACUUUCCUCAGUGGUUUGGGCUACGACGGGCACGCGUGCACGCUGAGGACGCUGUGUGAGAUAGCAGAGUCACCGUUCGAACACAGUUUCUACGGAGAAGUUGUCAACCUCAUCUUGUCAGCGUCGAAGAGUCCAGACGAGGAGUCUGUGUACGAGGAGUACAUGAGAGCAGAGUACUACGGCAAGACUCACGGAGACUGUGAUCGUCUUUACAGUGACUGUCCACACUCCGUCCUCGACAAGGUUUCACAAGCCUUCACCUUUUGAGUAUCACGGAGAAACGCAAAACCCUUAUGAGGCAUAGAGCGUUAACAAAGCAAAAAAAAAAAAAAAGAUUAGUAGA